AUGUCCGUGUUUUUUUUCAAAGGUGUAGCCCUUUUUACACCCCUAGUCCUAUUUGUGAUGGGUGCAAUGGGCACCUUCCUGAACAGACGAAACCUAAUCAUUAUGUUGUUAUGCAUUGAGCUCAUGUUGUUAGCGGCUAAUUUGGUUUUUUUGACCGCGUCUGUGGCUUUAGACGACAUCAAUGGUCAGCUGCUGGCUCUUUGGGUGAUGACGGCAGCCGCUGCCGAGACAGCACUGGGUCUGGCCCUGUGUGUUUUGCAUUAUCGACUACGCGCGACUCUAGAUGUGGAGUUAAUCAAUCUGAUGAAGGGUUCACAACAAAACCACGCAUCUUAG
This is a messenger RNA of Monoraphidium neglectum, 336 nucleotides long. Lineage: Eukaryota; Viridiplantae; Chlorophyta; Chlorophyceae; Sphaeropleales; Selenastraceae. The record is from the annotation of a RefSeq genome assembly.